Molecule: messenger RNA, 1268 nt
Organism: Rhagoletis pomonella (apple maggot)
Lineage: Eukaryota; Metazoa; Arthropoda; Insecta; Diptera; Tephritidae
Gene: BCL7-like
Product: B-cell CLL/lymphoma 7 protein family member A
Source: RefSeq, a predicted model, not a curated record
CUCGGCAUUUAGCGGCCAUUUUCGACGAAUCUUCGUUUUCUGUUUACAUCGUUCAAGUUGAAAGCUGCGAAUUUCGAAAGUCUUUGCAAUUUAAUUACCAAAAAAUCAACAAAUUAGCAUAAAUACUGUAUAAAAUAGUUGAAAAUGUCGCGUAGCGUUAGAGCAGAAACUCGUAGCCGAGCAAAAGAUGACAUCAAACGGGUAAUGAAUGCUGUGGAAAAAGUGAGACAUUGGGAAAAGAAAUGGGUAACCAUUGGCGAUACCACCAUGAAAAUUUACAAAUGGGUGCCUAUAUCUAAUUCAGAAAAGAAAAAAGUGAGCAACGCUAAUAAGAGCGAUAAGGAGAACUCGCAGAAAGGCACGCCAACUCCACCGCAAAUAACGCCCUAUGGCGGUCUGACUGCGGAAGAUUCGAACACCUGUUUCUCCAUGGUAAGCGAUUCACAAGGUGCCACCGAAUUUGUCUCUAGCAUGCCAUUUUCUGAGGACUCCAACUCUCAAGGCAGCGAAGGACCAGUGAAACGACUAAAAACUAGUGAUUAGUCAUACUAACAACAUAAAAACAUUUCGCAUUCGCUGCAACUCACAAUCAGUCAAACUCGAAACGAAGCAAUUUUCAUAAAUGGAAAAUAGUUUACAUUAUCGAAAAAAAACAACAAAAUAGUUUCAUAACUACAAUGAAUUUUUUGUGCUUGGUAAUGCAGUAUACUAUUGCCGCCGAAACUACAUACUGCAUAAAAAUUUAUAGUACUAUUCUAAAGUACUGUUGCUAACUAAUUUUACGUUUAAGCGAUUUAUAUUAAAUAACCUUAAUUUACUGACAUAUAUGAAGAGUGCGCCUAGCUUAGUCAUCAUUAUUGUAGUAUUAAGUGGAUUCCUCCAAACUUGUAAUGUACAUAGUAAUAUUCUAUUUUCGUGCAUUUGGACGAAAACUGAGUAUUUGCCCUUGGAGAACGCGUACCGAUCUUAUAAAUAAUGUUGAUUAUAAUGAAGUCAUGUUCAUUGUAUUAUUUAAUUUUUAUUAUUUUUUCUUAGUUAAUGGUAGUGCGAGCAGACAAUUUGUAAUAAUAGCCCGCAUAAACGCCUACCUCCUAUAUAACGAUAGUUUGCAGUAAUAUGAAUACUACCACAAUAAUUCACUAAUGACAGAAUUUAUUCUUUUGAAAUUGGUAUCUACAGUCAACCACAAAUUUUUAGGCGCAGAGAAUUCUUCGAAUUAUUAUUUUUUAGUUUAAUUUCGUUUUGCAUUUUUUUUUUUAAUAUAUCAU